Messenger RNA from Chiloscyllium plagiosum (whitespotted bambooshark), 2049 nucleotides. RefSeq lists its product as uncharacterized. Lineage: Eukaryota; Metazoa; Chordata; Chondrichthyes; Orectolobiformes; Hemiscylliidae. Gene Ontology annotation, cellular component: nucleus. Gene Ontology annotation, biological process: regulation of gene expression. The record is from RefSeq and is a predicted model, not a curated record.
GAUGGGGCGAGGCCUAGAGCAUGCGCAGUGUUAGUCUGGGCAAGGUCGGUGUCGGCGUCACGGGGAGAGCAGCGGAGGAUAAGAUACACGGAGGUAUUAAAAGGGAAGGAUUUGCAGGCAAGAAACUGAAACCAAACAUUCAAUCAGGAUGCAACAGGCUCUCCCCAUUUGGCAUAACCUGAACCGUAUCGGAUUUUGAUCAUGGAAGAAAAAGGAUUCCAUUCGCACUGAGCAGAAACUGUCUGUGUCCUGAUUGUAAACAAAGAUUCAGCCCAUCAUCUGGUCGAUGCAAACAUAAACACAUUCACACUGGGGAGAAGCUAUGGAAAUGUGGAGAGUGUGGAAUUUGAUUCCUAUUCCCAUCUGAGCUGGAAGCACAUCAGCGUAGUCACUCUGAGGAGGGACUGUUCACCUGCUCUGUGUGUGGGAAGGGAUUCCCUUCUUCCAUCCUGCUGACCCACUAGCGAGGUCACGCUGACGAGAUCUUUUACGUGAUUGAAUUGUGGGGACUGCUGUCUCUCCAACGUGUGCAUAUGGAUGAGAGCCCACUUAACUGCUCGGAUUGCGGGACCUGCUGUAAAAGUCCUGGGGACCUGAAAUCCCAUCAACACGUUCACACUGAGGAGAGACCGCUUAAGUGCUCAGAUUGUGGGAACAGCUAUCAAAGUUCAGGGGAACUGACAUCCCAUCAAUGUGUUCACACAGAUGAAAGACCAUUCAGGUGCUCUCACUGCGGAAAAGGGUUCAAGUGUUCAUCUAAGCUCAUUGUACACCAGCGCAUUCACACUGGAGAGAGACCAUUCACCUGCCCAGAGUGUGGAAAGGGAUUCACUCAGUCAUUCAGGCUGCUGAGACACCAGCGGAUUCACUCUGAGGAGAAACCGUUUCAGUGUCCAGACUGUGGACAGUGCUAUAGAAGCUCUGAGGAACUGGUGUCCCACCAAUAUGUUCACACCAAUGAGCGACCCUUCAGAUGCUCUGACUGUGGGACUGGGUUCAAACGGGGAACUGACCUCACUAAGCACCAGCGAGUUCACACUGGGGAGAAGCCAUUCCGCUGUUCUGAGUGUGGGAAAGGUUUCAUUAGGUCAUCCCAACUGCUGACACAUCAGCAGGUUCACACUGGGGAGAGACCGUUUAAGUGUACAGACUGCGGGAAAUGCUGUAAAACGUCCGGGGAACUGAUUUCCCAUCAAAUUCUUCACACUGAUGAGAAACCGUUCAGGUGCUCUCACUGUGGGUCUCAGUUCAGGCGAUCGUUUGAACUCACUGUACAUCAGCGAGUUCACACUGGGGAGAGGCCAUUCACUUGCUCUGAGUGUGGGAAGGGCUUCACUCAGUCAUCCAAAUUGGCAAAACACCAGCGGUUUCACACAGGGGAGAAGCCAUUCAGAUGUUCCGAGUGUGGGAUGGCAUUCUCGGAGUCAGCCAAGCUGGUGAAACAUCAGCGAUUUCACACAGGGGACAGGCCGUUCAGAUGUUGUGAGUGUGGGAAAGGGUUCACUGACUCAUCCGACCUGCAGAAACAUAAGCGAAUUCACACAGGGGAGAGGCCAUUCACUUGCACCAAAUGUGGGAAGGGAUUCAUUGAUAGCUCUCAUCUGCUGAGACACCAGCGGGCUCACACUGAUGAGAGACCUUUUCAAUGCCCAGAGUGUUGGAAGUGGUAUAAAAGUUCUGAGGACUUGAUCCGUCAUCAACGUGCUCACAGUAACGAGAGACCGUUUAGGUGCUCUCACUGCAGCACUGGCUUCAAGACAUCAUCUGAACUUGUUAGACACAAGCGCAGUCACACAGGGGAGAAGCCAUACAUUUGUUCUGAGUGUGGGAAGAGAUUUACUUAUGCAUCCAGCCUGCGGAAACAUCAGCGUGUUCAUCAUUAAUGACCAUGAUUAGAUGUUGCUGUUGAUCACUGUCUGGGACAUGCACCAAACAACCCCGCUGCCCUGUGGCUGACAACUUUAACUGCUCCUCCCGCUCUGCCAAGGACAGGCAAGUACUGGGCUUCCUCCACAGCCAAAUCUAAGCCAUCCAACGCCUGGAGUCACC